AUGCCCAUCUUUGUAUCAAGAGAUGUUUGGCUUAUUGCAAUACCAUAUGCUGAAUUGGUAUCAUAUUUGAUCCAUGCGGGGGCCAUUAUACCAAAAGAAAUCCCUCAUGGUAUGCCUCCCUAUCAUCCUAAGCAUAACCCUAAUGCCUCGUGUGCCUAUCAUGCCGGGUAUAUAGGGCAUUCAACAAAAGACUAUUGGCCUCUCAAGAAUAAGAUUCAAGAAUUGAUUGACCAGAAGGUUUUGUCUUUCUCAAAAGAAGAGUCUAAUGUGAAAACAAACCCUCUGCCUAAUUACGGUGGCCCAAUAGUUAGUGCUGUAAUUGAAGAAGAGACUGUAGAAUCUGUCGAGAGGGUUGAUGACGUGAAGACUCCGAUGUUGGUAGUGUUGAAAAAGCUUGAACAGUUUGGGUUUCUGGUUGGUAUUCAUGAAGAUUAUGUUAUAUUUAAACCUGAUCCCGAUUAUUAUGACGUUCUGAAGGGUUGCAUGCAAGAUUUGAUGAAUCAAGGGUUGAUACAAUUCUCCAGAUCUAAGGAAGUUGAAGAGAUUGUGGUUAUUGAACCUAUAACCAUUGUGUACAGGAAUAAGAAGAUCGAAGCUCCUCCCAAGAGGAUUAAGCCGAUCCAUAUCCGUGUUCCUGGUCCAUUCCCGUAUCAAAACGCCAUGUGUUGCCUUGGAGCGGGAGGCAUGAGUCGUAGUGGCCGUGUAUUCGCUCCAAUAUACACUCCUAGGGUGUCUCCAUCAUCCACAGUUGUCCCGCCUAAGGAAAAGGUCCUUCCUACUCCUCCUCUGCAGGAAGGGGCAUCUGUACCCACCACUCCAAUCAUGACAAUUGUUCCAUCAUUAAAAAAGGUUAUUCCCGAUAAAGCUACAAAAUCUGAAACUUCUAAGGGUAAGGGACGAAUGGUUGAAGAUGAACAGGUUGAAGGUCACAAGAAAAAUGUCUCUUUUGAGGAAGGCCGAGAAUUCCUCAAAUUGUUCAAGAGUGACUUCAAGAUUGUUGAUCGGUUGGGUCAGACCCCUUCUAAAAUCUCUAUAUUAUCCUUAUUUCUGAGUUCUGAGGCUCACCGUACGGUGCUGUUGAAAGUCCUGAAUAUUGCUUAUGUGAUGCAGGAUAUCACAGUCGAUCAGUUUGAUGACGUGGUUGCAAAUAUCACCACUAAUAGGUACCUAGGAUUUAAUGAAGCAGAAUUACCUCCUGAGAGGAAUGCUCACAAUAAGGCAUUACAUAUUUUAGUCAUGUGUACAGAAUCCUUGCUAUCUCGAGUUCUCGUCGAUAUUGGUUCCCCACUUAAUGUAAUCCCAAAAGCUACAAUAAGUCAAUUACAGUUUAAGGGGCCCAAGAUGAGGAAUAAUGCAUUGAUUGUUCGUGCUUUUGAUGGCUCUAGAAGACAAGUAUUUGGUGAAGUAGAUCUACUCAUUUAUGUGGGACCUCACCAAUUCACUAUCACCUUUCAAGUUAUGGACAUUAAUCCAGCCUACAGUUGUUUGUUGGGUAGACCGUGGAUUCAUGUUGUUGGGGAAGUAACUUCUACACUACACUAA
This is a messenger RNA of Lathyrus oleraceus (garden pea), 1542 nucleotides long. RefSeq lists its product as uncharacterized. The record is from RefSeq and is a predicted model, not a curated record. The transcript has 2 exons. Lineage: Eukaryota; Viridiplantae; Streptophyta; Magnoliopsida; Fabales; Fabaceae. Bases 1 to 1542 code for a protein of 513 amino acids.